AUGAGCGCUCAACCACCGGCCCCAGCGGGCCAACAGCAGCAGAUGCAGCUGCUGAAGGUGGACGAUGUGCCCAAGCUUCUUUCACUCAACGAUGACUUGAAGCAAAAGUACAAGCCCAUCUUCCAGCAGUUGUGGAGUGUAAUCCACACGAAGACCGCAGGCACUCAGGACCAUAUUGCAGCCCGAACAAAGCUUCAAGAGUUCUCCCAGAGGCUCAUCGCCCAGGAGAGAACGUUCCGUGCAAGAGCCAAGCAGAACGCAGCGCAGCAGAACCAAGCGGCAGGCGGAGAGCAAUCGCAGUCCGAAGCGUCGAGCCAGCAACCCAAGGUCGAGCAGAACCAGCCUGCGCCGACACAGCAGCAGCAGCAGCAGCCGCCGCAGAACCAGGGCGCGAUGCAGCAGCCUUCGAACCAGACACAGGGCCAAGGCCCGCAGCAGGGCGACCAACGGCCUCAAGUCGAGCCCGAGAUCAUAAAGUAUGUGCAGAACUUCACCUAUUGGCUGCCAGUGAAUGGACCUCAGCCAAGCACACCGGAAGGCGAGGCGAAGAUCAAAGAGAUGCGCAACAGCUUCCUUCUCGCGCUGAACAAGCAGCACAAGGCCAAGCGCCAGAUAGCCACGCUGGAUAACAUGGUGCAGCAGCGGCAAAAGGCCGGGCAGGAGAUUCCUGCAGAGGUGGCCAACAGCAAAGCGCACAUGCAGAAGGAGUACAACACUGCAAAGGAAUACGUGGAUAACUUCAGGGAGAAGCAGAAACAAAACAAGAUGGAGCACGAUCAGCGGCGAGCUCAGCAACAGCAGCAGCAGCAGCAGCAGCAGCAGCAGCAAAAUCAACCAAACCAGGGGCAGCCUGCUCCACAAUUCGCACAGCAGCAGCAGCAGCAACAGCGCCAAAAUUCUCAGCCAGACAUUAAGGCGGAGCCUACGAUCAAAGUCGAACCGCAGCUUCCGCAAGCACCUCCUGCGCAGCAGUUUGGAAACAUGCAAGGCGGCCCGCAGCAAACGCAGCAACAGCAGGCGCCGCCACAACAGGGUGGACACUCUCAGGCACCGCCGUCGAUGCCCCAGCAACAGCCCAUGCGACAGCCCCCCGCGCCCCUUCAGCAACAUGGCCAAGCGCCCAACCAGCACCCGCAAUUUGCGCAACCAGGCCAGCCGCAACCGCAUCAGCAGCCCCCACGCCCGCAGGUCAACCCGCACCAGGCGAAUGCUAUGCAGCACGCGCAGAAUAACUCGCCACACCCGCAAUCUGCUACCUCCAACGCUGGCCGACCAGGCCCGGUUCCUCUCUCUCACCAGGAUGCGGUGAGCGCCGCGCAACGAUCUUACUCGGACAACGCUGGCAUGCGCACUGGCACACCCAUGCAAGGUCAGGGCAACUUCCACACUCCGGGAAGCCGUGAGCGCGAGCAAAUGAACAACCCCAAAAUGCCGAUCCCGCGCAAUCUGAACACCUCUCAGCCAAGCCCUGUGCCUAUGGGUCCAGCCCGUCCUACAAUUAGCGGUCCGACCAACGGCGCCCCGGGUCCUAUGGGGCAACCUGUUAUUGCCAGGAUGCCGCCAUUCCAGCUUGAAGGCGACAACGAUCGCGUGCUCAGCAAACGCAAGCUUGACGAGCUUGUUCGGCAAGUGACUGGUGGUUCGGAGGAAGCGUUGACGCCAGAGGUUGAAGAAGCUGUUCUUCAGAUGGCGGACGACUUUGUCGACACGGUGAUUAGCAACGCCUGUAAGCUGGCCAAGCUUCGAGAAUCACCGCAACUCGACAUCCGUGACCUCCAGCUGGUCCUUGAGCGCAACUACAAUAUCCGCAUUCCAGGCUACGCUUCCGACGAGGUUCGUACAGUACGCAGACUGGUUCCGGCCCCGGGCUGGACACAGAAGAUGAACGCCGUACAAGCAGCUAAAGUUAUGGGCGGGAAGACGGACAUAUAG
Messenger RNA from Paraphaeosphaeria sporulosa, 1932 nucleotides. RefSeq lists its product as uncharacterized. The coding region runs from base 1 to 1932 and encodes 643 amino acids. NCBI's taxonomy places the organism in Eukaryota, Fungi, Ascomycota, Dothideomycetes, Pleosporales, Didymosphaeriaceae. The transcript is spliced from 3 exons. Gene Ontology annotation, cellular component: SLIK (SAGA-like) complex; SAGA complex; transcription factor TFIID complex. The record is from RefSeq and is a predicted model, not a curated record. Gene Ontology annotation, molecular function: DNA binding; protein heterodimerization activity; TBP-class protein binding. Gene Ontology annotation, biological process: RNA polymerase II preinitiation complex assembly; DNA-templated transcription initiation.